AUGGCGACGAGACGUGUCUCUCAAGGGCUCCCGCUAAACUAUAGCGAUAUAGGCGAUCUAAGACGGUACCCAGCGAAACGAACAACAAUACCACACUCACAUAAGCUCCCUGCCACAGAGGGUAUGCAGUGGGAGGGUAAGAGACCCGCGCAAGAUCUGCUGGUACCGCGACUGACAGUGCGGCCUAGCUCACAACGGGCGGGAGAGACGGCCGCUCUCCUGACCCAGAGACGCUCCGACGAUACAUACAAUAUGAGCAAGCCCCGUUACCCCCCCUUCUGGACCGGCGGGGGUGAUCCCGGUCCACCCAGCGGAGAUGACCCACGGCGAGCCAAAGCAACACAGGCCGCCUCAUGGGCAAAGCGAGAGCGUAGAGCUUCACUUAAGAUGGCGGAAAUUACAGAAGCUGGGAGCCCCACUGAUGCUGCACAAGAUGUCCUGGCGAGGAUCCACAGACAUUUUAAAAGGUUCUGGAAGCAGCUGGAGUGCAGGCUAUAUCUACCACACAGUACUGACCUUCCUGAGCAGACACUACAGCCAAACCGGCGGUCAGCAGCCCAGCGCCAUGGCGCCCGAUCGACGCCACCGAAGAAGCCUCGCUUCCCGCCGGGCCAUCCACACACACGGCUCAGGCAAAUCAAUAAAAGCAAGCAGCACAGAGGAGACCCUUACGCGGCAACACAAAGUACAAAGCAGAAACUCUGGCGCAAGCGGCAAUACCUCGGUCAUAACCCGUUUGGUGAAAAGACCCUGCUGCAGCACAAGGGAUACCCUGUGAGGGAACCAAAAUGUAAUCCCUUAGACAUCGGCAAGGCCCGGUGUGUGAAGCCCAGACCCUCCAGACGAUCCAGUACGCAACAGCAAACACCAACUAUACUGCAUCUGUCGCCUGACGGGCCACUGGCAGCCCUGCAUGAACUGUCUCCACAUGGAAGCUUACAGCCCAGCCAGGGAAUUGGUUGAAUGACUGCUUGACUGUACUGGCAUGCCAGGCUUACUGCCAGGGCAGAUCACUCCUGCAUUGCCAGUGCUGUGUGGCUAACUGACCCAGUUCUCUUUGCCACCAGUUGAUGCUUAAAUGUUUUUGCUAGUUAUGUCUUUUUUUUUUUUUUUUAACAUUUUUUAUUUUUUUUAACCUUCAUCUCACGCUGACAUAGCUUUACAUAAAGGCUCUUAAGCCAUGCACCGUUAUAAUUGGAGUUUAUCUUAUAAAUGUAAAGUCAGCAUACGAUCACACUUAUAAUGAGCCUCAACACUAUACCUAACCUGUGUUGCUGUAGAUUAGAUCUGUCUGCAGUAGAUACAAUGCAGAUUUCGCAUCUAUAUCUAAUUAAGACUAACAGUGUUGUCGCAUUUAGCGUGGUAUACCAUGUUUAUGCUGUCUCACCUUAAAGAUCUAAAGCGACAGUAACAGAUAUUGAUGCAAAUGCUUAUGAUUAACCUUACGUUGCCACUCAAUACGCACACCCAUAAAUAACACUUGAUCUAACAUAUACACUAGCAUAGCAUAUUAGGUCCUAUAGGCAUUUAUGCUAUCAGUUCAAGCUUUAUCUUUUGUUGUUAUUAUGUCUAAGACCUGGUUACCUCACCAUGAUGUGACCUACCAAGCGGUAACUCUAAGGCACUUAUUCAGAGACAUACCGGUUGCAAGCAUGUUAACUUACAAUGAGUGAAAUAGCCUCUGGAGCAAUAGGGCAAACAGCGAGUAACCAGUCCUUUUCUAACACAAUAGUCAGCAUGUUCCUGCUAGAUCACGGUUUCCUCUCAUAAGUGUAAUUCUACGUGCCAGAGCAGUUAGGAUGCUACAAGCAUAUAUACUGGCAAAUAGAUUGUUAAUGCAUAGAGAAAACUACUUAAUUUACCAUACCUUUAAACAAAAAGUGCAAGUUUUUAAAGCCACUGUUUAAUCUUAC
Messenger RNA from Pelobates cultripes (western spadefoot toad), 1913 nucleotides. The record is from the annotation of a GenBank genome assembly. Lineage: Eukaryota; Metazoa; Chordata; Amphibia; Anura; Pelobatidae.